UCGUCCCUGCCCUCCAUCGCCGCCAUCGGCGUCAUUGCCAUCUUCGUCGUCGCCAUCUGCACGUCGCCAUCUGCAUCCGCUGUUCGCCAUGGACGUUCUCCGAGUCUCAGUCGCCUCGACCCGCCAGUCGCAUCACCCGCCGAACUGCACCCACCAUCGGGCCAGCGAAACCUCGUCACCGAGCCCAGCGAGCUCGCCCACCCACUCGGUGCUGCAGACCCCUGCGUCCAUGUCGGCACAAUCCGUGGACAUGCUGCCCACUGCCUCGCUCGACGGGGGCUCGCUGCGGUCCUCGAUCGAGCACUCUGGCCGCUUCGAGUCCGCCACCGCUAUCCCUGGCCAGUCCAGUACUGCUGGACAAAAGGGCAAACUCGGAUUCUCCCUCCGAGGCAUUUUCGGCUUCUAAGCAGCAACGUCUGAGUGCUGCUACCUCCUCGCCCUCUCUUGGACAAAUACGAUGGGAUGCAUGCAUGAACGCGACACGGCAGUCUCGCUAUAGCCCGUAUCAUCAGCCACUCCAUGCCACCAAUGCCACCAAUGCCACCAAUGCCACCGAGCGAACAUGCUGUCUCCCACA
This is a messenger RNA of Polychytrium aggregatum, 577 nucleotides long. RefSeq lists its product as uncharacterized. The annotation marks the transcript as partial. The transcript is spliced from 2 exons. The record is from RefSeq and is a predicted model, not a curated record. Lineage: Eukaryota; Fungi; Chytridiomycota; Chytridiomycetes; Polychytriales.